UAUGCCCAAACGCCAUUGAUUUCUGUUUCAGAAUUCAGAGCUUUUUCAACACCUGGAGCUCAAAACAAGAGCAACAUAGCAACCUUCACCACCCAUCCGUCAACCACCGCUUGGCCAAACCCUAACCACUCCUCUCCACCCAGAGACCCUAUCCUCUCACGCACUCUAACCCACGCAACGCUCUAGCUUUUCACCUCCCAAAAAAAAAAGACAGAAGAAAUGGAAUCUGAACCCGAACCCUAACCCUAACCCCCGGUUCGUGAUCUGUUGUUUAGAAUCCAAAGCCCCCCAUUAGAUAUAAACAAACAAAUAUCAAAAAAGCAAAGUAUGAAUGCAGGUUCCACAAGUGUCACCCGAACCAGAGACUGCACGCGCCAAACCCUUGCUAAAAAUAGAAAAAAGAAGCCCACUAUGUACCGAAGCUUUCUCUUUAUCAGCUCCAUAUCGUGAUUGCAGAGCUUCCAUCACCGGUGGAGAGAGGGCAGACGACAGUCUCACAGAAAACUAGUGGGUGACAAGGGCUCGACCAUCCACCUUCUCCCCUAACCCUAAAUCCUAAUGAUGGAGCAAAACGAGGCGUAUGCUUUAAUGGCAGGUGUUGGGGGUGAGCUUAGCUUUGUCACAGUGAGAGGGGACAAGACUCAUGAGGGGUCGGAUCGGAGUCCACCCACUCGUGACCUCGUUGCCGCUUCCAGUUUCGGUGUCCAAGGGAGGAAAAGGAUGCCCAGACAGAGGCGAUCAUCCACCAUCAACCUUCUCACUUUUGCUCCUUCCACCUCCCCGCACGUGCCUCCCCCUCCCCCCGCACGUGCAAUUGAUCGAAAGUGGCUAAGAUUUCUUUUCGAGAAAGAACUCAAGAACAGCGAUGUAGGCUCCCUUAGGAGAAUGGUACUCCCGAAGAAAUCGGCUGAGACUCACCUCCCUCUCCUUGAGGCAAAGGAAGGGAUUCUCAUCACCAUGUAUGAUUUGGAUGGCCAGCAUGUUUGGAACUUCAAGUACAGGUUUUGGCCCAAUAAUAAUAGCCGAAUGUAUGUGCUUGAGAACACCGGGGAAUUUGUUAAUGUUCAUGGACUACAGCUUGGAGACUACAUUAUGCUUUACCAUGAUGGUCAAACUCAGAGCUUAGUGAUUGAGGCUAGGAAGGCUUCUGAAAAAAAUCUGCACGGUGAUCUAAGUAAGAAUAUCGCUGUCAGUGACCUCUUUCUUCAAGAUCUGGAGGCCAAUCGAUCAAAUUAUUUUCUGGCAAUGGACACAGGCACAUCGUUUGUGUAUGAGACUACCUUCUCGAAUGAUUCUCCGCUUGACUUUUUGGGUGGCUCGAUGACCAACUAUCCUGGUGGAUCAGUGAGCAACUAUUCAAGAUUUGGAGCACUGGAAGGCUUUGGAUCUGUAGAGAGCUUGUCACUCGAUGAUUUCUGUUGAGCUUCUGCGUGCCCA
Messenger RNA from Vitis riparia (riverbank grape), 1437 nucleotides. RefSeq names its product B3 domain-containing transcription factor FUS3-like. Lineage: Eukaryota; Viridiplantae; Streptophyta; Magnoliopsida; Vitales; Vitaceae. The record is from RefSeq and is a predicted model, not a curated record. The coding region runs from base 559 to 1422 and encodes 287 amino acids. Gene Ontology annotation, molecular function: DNA binding; DNA-binding transcription factor activity. The transcript has 6 exons.